Alternaria burnsii is the source of this 1362-nucleotide messenger RNA. RefSeq names its product glycoside hydrolase family 7 protein. The record is from RefSeq and is a predicted model, not a curated record. Gene Ontology annotation, molecular function: hydrolase activity, hydrolyzing O-glycosyl compounds. NCBI's taxonomy places the organism in Eukaryota, Fungi, Ascomycota, Dothideomycetes, Pleosporales, Pleosporaceae. The transcript is spliced from 4 exons. Bases 1 to 1362 code for a protein of 453 amino acids. Gene Ontology annotation, biological process: carbohydrate metabolic process.
AUGUAUCAGUACUUCGUCCUUGCUGCCGCUCUACUCCAAGUGGGCCAUGGGCAGCUCGUUGGUACGCAGCAAACAGAAACCCAUCCCGGGAUGACAUGGCAGUCUUGCACUGCGAAGGGUAGCUGCACAAACAAGAAUGGCAAGAUUGUCAUCGAUGCUAAUUGGCGAUGGCUCCACAAGAAAGAAGGCUACGAUAACUGCUAUACAGGCAAUGAAUGGGAUGCGACGGCCUGCCCAGACAACAAAGCAUGUGCUGCUAACUGUGCCGUCGACGGUGCCGAUUACAGUGGCACAUAUGGCAUUACCGCCGGCAGUAACUCCUUGAAGUUGAAGUUCGUCACCAAGGGCUCUUAUUCGACGAACAUCGGUUCUCGAACAUACCUGAUGAAGGAUGACACUACUUAUGAGAUGUUCAAAUUUACAGGAAAUCAAGAGUUCACUUUCGACGUUGACGUGUCGAACCUGCCAUGUGGCUUCAAUGGUGCCUUAUACUUCGUUUCCAUGGAUGCAGACGGCGGAUUGAAGAAGUACUCGACUAACAAAGCUGGCGCCAAGUAUGGAACAGGGUAUUGCGAUGCCCAGUGUCCACGGGAUCUGAAGUUCAUCAAUGGCGAGGGCAAUGUUGAGGGCUGGAAACCAUCUUCCAACGAUGCAAAUGCAGGUGUUGGAGGCCACGGUUCGUGCUGCGCUGAGAUGGAUAUCUGGGAAGCGAACUCUGUCAGCACGGCAGUUACCCCCCACUCAUGUUCCACAAUCGAACAAACUCGUUGCGACGGUGACGGUUGCGGCGGUACGUAUUCUGCCGACCGUUACGCUGGCGUAUGCGAUCCGGACGGCUGCGACUUCAACAGCUAUCGCAUGGGUGUCAAAGAUUUCUAUGGUAAGGGCAAGACUGUCGACACGUCAAAGAAAUUCACCGUGGUCACGCAAUUUGUCGGCACUGGUGAUGCCAUGGAGAUCAAGCGCUUCUAUGUCCAAAACGGCAAAACUAUUGCGCAGCCUGCAUCUGCCGUCCCUGGCGUGGAGGGCAACUCUAUCACAACUAAAUUCUGCGACCAGCAAAAGGCCGUUUUCGGAGACACCUACACAUUUAAAGACAAAGGCGGUAUGGCGAACAUGGCAAAGGCUCUUGCCAACGGUAUGGUCCUUGUGAUGAGUCUGUGGGACGACCAUUACAGCAACAUGCUCUGGCUUGACUCGACGUAUCCCACGGACAAGAACCCAGAUACCGAUCUAGGUACUGGCAGGGGAGAGUGCGAGACAUCAAGUGGCGUACCAGCAGAUGUUGAAAGCCAACACGCUGAUGCUACAGUUGUCUAUAGCAACAUCAAGUUUGGACCGCUGAACUCGACUUUUGGUUGA